AGGGUGAAGGGUCACUUUUUUACAGUCAAUCCACACGUUCUCUCAGAGGAGGAGGAAUUGAUUUUAAAAGAUUGACUCAAGUGGUUCUGGACUGUACAUUUUGCUCUUCGCAUCCUGAAGCAUGUCUCAGAGGAGUAAAACCUCUUCAAAAGAAAGCUCGUCUGGUCAUUCAUCCUCAUCAGAUGCUCAUCCUCCACGCUCUGCUCUUCGUAACUCCUCCAAAGACUCGAAAAACUCAGGUCACAGGGACUCAUCUGACAGCCAAGAACGCCGCAGCAGUAGAUCUUUGAGCCAGAAUUCAGCUAUUGCUGCGGCAUAUACACAGUACCUUAAUUCUCUCUUUGGACAGGACAGAGAUUUACUGCCAGAGGAACUAGACGAGCUCCAUGUAGCAUUUAAAGAGUUUGACUAUGACCAGGAUGGGUAUUUGCACUACAAAGAUGUUGCAGACUGCAUGAGAACCAUGGGAUACAUGCCAACAGAGAUGGAACUGAUUGAGAUCAUUCAGCAGAUAAAAAUGAAAUGGGGUGGUCAUGUGGACUUUGAUGAUUUCUGUGAAUUAAUGGGGCCCAGGAUGUUGGCUGAGACUGCUCAUAUGGUCGGUCUAAGGGAGAUGCACUGUGCAUUCAAACAGUUUGACUGUGACGGUGAUGGACGGAUCACCUUUGAGGAGCUGAAAGAGUCCACAAAGACGUUGCUCGGUGAGAAACUGAAGAAAGGAGAACUGGAAGAAAUUCUGACAGACAUAGACCUCAACGGAGAUGGGAACGUGGACUUUGAUGAGUUUGUCAUGAUGCUGUCUCUCCGAUAGCUGAAUGGAUUUCCAUAAGAGCUCAAUCAUGAAAUCAUCAAACCUGUCA
Molecule: messenger RNA, 860 nt
Organism: Rhinichthys klamathensis goyatoka
Lineage: Eukaryota; Metazoa; Chordata; Actinopteri; Cypriniformes; Leuciscidae
Gene: cabp4
Product: calcium binding protein 4
Exons: 8
Coding region: 122-811 (229 amino acids)
Molecular function (GO): calcium ion binding
Source: RefSeq, a predicted model, not a curated record